Molecule: messenger RNA, 1347 nt
Organism: Haemonchus placei
Lineage: Eukaryota; Metazoa; Nematoda; Chromadorea; Rhabditida; Trichostrongylidae
Source: the annotation of a GenBank genome assembly
AUGUUAAGCCAUAUCUCGGUAGCCUGCUUUGUGCUUCUGACGUCAUCACGUUUGGAAGCUGCGUUUUGCCCAUCUGACAAUGGUAUGACGGAUGAACUUAGGCAGAUUUUCGUUGAUAAACACAAUGAGUACCGAUCUACUAUUGCUAAAGGAAAGGCCGUGGAUAAAAUUGGAGGAUUUGCUCCGAAAGCAGCGAGAAUGUUGAAAGUGAGUUACGACUGCGAAGUUGAAGCAAAUAUGGCAGCAUAUGCAAAAGAGUGCAAAUUCGAACAUGACCCACCUGCACAAAGGAACUAUUGGGGGCUGAACCUGUGGAUGUUGCCAGACACUAAUCUCAGCAAGACGGAGUCCGCAGAAUUAAGUGUCCAAGCCUGGUUCUGGGAAUUAAAGCUGUAUGGUGUACCACAGGACAAUAUCUUGACAGAAGAAGUUUAUAACCGAGGCGUUGGGCAUUACACGCAGCUGGCCUGGCAAACGAGUGACAGAAUAGGUUGCGCAAUUCAGUGGUGUCCAACCAUGACACUUGUGGGAUGCGAGUAUAACCCUACGGGCAAUAAUCACAACCAGCUGAUUUACGACAUAGGAGAUCCGUGCACAACUGAUGAAGACUGUCAAUGCACUGGCUGCACUUGUAGUAAAGAUGAGGCCCUCUGUAUUCCUCCAGGAUAUACUACCGUCAUGCCACCGACCACAGAGAAACCUACUACAACACCUAAAAUAUACCAUCCAGGUGGGAUGUGCCCUGAGAAUAAUAACGGAAUGACAGAUGAGACUAGGCAGAUGUUCGUCGACAAACACAAUGAGUAUCGUUCCCUCAUAGCUAAAGGACUAGCCCACAACAAUAAUGGAGGAUUUGCUCCAAAAGCGGCCAGAAUGAUGAAAGUGAGCUACGAUUGCAAUGUUGAAGCAAAUGCGAUUGAAUGGGCGAAGGAUUGCUCGCUUGGGUACAACGCUGUUGCGCAAGACAACCAGUGGGGGUAUAAUGUAAACUCACUGUUACCAAAUAUUAACAAGACAGAAGCCGCAGCAGAGAGUGUUGAAGCCUGGUUCAGCGAGUUGCAAAAAUAUGGCGCACCCAAGAAUAACAUUUUCAGCAUGGAAGUUUAUAAUCAAAACCUGAUAUCAGAAUACGCUCAGUUGGCCUGGCAAUCGAGCAACACAAUUGGUUGCGCAAUUGUAUCUUGUUUCAAUGGUUCCUCUACACUUGCAGUAUGCGAAUAUAACCCAGGAGGAGACUUCAUUGGCGAACCGAUUUAUACUAUAGGAAAUCCGUGCACAACUGACGAAGACUGCCAAUGCAGUGGUUGUACUUGCAGCAAAGAUGAGGCACUUUGCAUUGCUCCUUAA